Molecule: messenger RNA, 1267 nt
Organism: Prorocentrum cordatum
Lineage: Eukaryota; Dinophyceae; Prorocentrales; Prorocentraceae
Source: the annotation of a GenBank genome assembly
AGCUGCCUUGGCUCGAGCUCAAGAGUCCCUCACGCGCCGGCGAGCGCCCCGCAGGGCAAGGCGCCGUCGUUCCUCCGCAGCCAUGGCGUCGGCUGGCGUGCUCGUGUGCACCCGGUGCCGCGGGGCCGGCCACGCGGCCAAGGACUGCCAGGUCCUGAGCUUCACGCGCAGGGCGCCGGCCGAGCUCCGGGCCGAGCGGCUGGCGAAGCGUGCCGAGUGGGAGGAGAGGCAGGCGGAGAGGCAGGCGAAGCGUGCCGAGUGGGAAGAGAAGCAGGAGAGGUGGCAGUCGAGGCAGGCGCAGCGCGAGGAGAAAAAACAGGAGAGGUGGGAGGCGUGCAGCCAGACCACGGACACGUCCACGGCGGCGACGACCGCGGUGAUGGCGCCCCAGGACGAGGAGGAGGUGAAGCGCCGCGUGGCCGCGGACAGGGCCGUCCGGCGACACGAGAAGGCGCUGCGCGAGAUCGCCAAGCUGGAGGCCCGCGGCGACCUCGACGCGCUGCAGAGGGCCAAGCUGCAGCGCCGUCCCGAGUUGGAAGCCGAGCUGUCGACCGCCCGGGGGCUCGCGGGGGCCUUCGCUCGGAACGAGCUGCGGCUGGCCGCCCAGGCGCGAGUGCGGUGAGGCCGCUGGCCGCAGGCGCGUGGCUGGCCCCGUGAGGGUGUUGUGCAGUGCAAUGUCCCCGCCGGUUUGUACAGUCAGAGAGCGCGUGUGUUUCCGGCGUGCCUUUGGCCGGCCUCUGACGCAAGCAGAGGCGGGCCACGUCCAAGUCGCUCCUGGCGGCUAGCGGCUAAUUAGGACACUCUGUGAAAUCGGCUAUUCGAGGUCUCGUUUGCGUAUUUUUUGCAGCCGCCAAGUUGCACAGUGUACAGGCAAGGUGACCGAUCGCUCCGAGUCCGCCGACGAGAGCACGCCCAGUUUACGUUUCGCCGUCCUCGCGGUUGCCUUCGCAGAUUUUGCGCGUCGGGUGACCAAUAUUCCCCCAGAGGGGGCCUCGGAGGGCGCGAAGAUGACAGCGCGUCGCGCAUCGCGGGGCGCGAUGGAGGAAGUUAUGUAGGUGACCUCUGGCCCAAGGCGCGAUUUGUCACUUCAGCGCUUGCUGUUCAAGGUUGACUUUGCCAUGCUUUGCCAUAUCCCGGCGCGGCCACGAGAUGAACACGCUUUUUUGGAAGUGAUCGGUGCUGGAGCUUCCGUUCUCUCCUCCAGCCACAUCCAAUACCAACCGGAAAAUCCAAACCUGCCUCCUGUCACCUCCCCGGUGGGCGCGCC